GGCACGAAAAGAGGACCGGCCUGCCGCCUCACUGUGGCCCGCCUCCUCAAUCCCCAGGGAGUUGCAGGGGCUCGUAGGGGGCUGGGGUCCCGCCGCCGUGCUCCCCUGGCCUGCGCCGCGCGUCUUGGUAGGCGCUGUGGUGCCGGGGCCCAGCGGACUGGGGGCGGGUCCCGGGCCCUGGCACACUCACCCCCAGCCGGACGGACGCAGCGGACUGUCCUCUGCCGUGCGCCAGGCACAGUAUGGGGAGGCGCUGCUGGCGGCGGCGCGGGCUGGCGGCCGCCUGUCUGGGCGCCACCCUCCUCCUGCUCCUGUGCGCCGCGCCCCGCACCCUGGGCCCAGCAUUUGGAAACAGAGCCCUGGGCUCCAGCUGGCUUAGUGGGGAGAGGAGAAGCCCCCUGCAGAAGCUCUAUGACCUGGACCAGGACCCACUCGCGGCCCUGGCCGAGGUGCACCGGCAGCGGCGCGACCUGCUGAGCAGCGCCUGUAGCCGCCACACGCGCCGGCAGCGCCUGCUGCAGCCCGAGGACCUGCGGCACGUGCUGGUGGACGACACGCAUGGCCUGCUCUACUGCUACGUGCCCAAGGUGGCCUGCACCAACUGGAAGCGCGUGCUGCUGGCGCUGAGCGGCAAAGCCCGCGGCGACCCGCGCGCCAUCCCCGCACACGAGGCGCACGCGCCCGGCCGCCUGCCCUCGCUGGCCGACUUCAGCCCCGCCGAGAUCAACCGCCGCCUGCGCGCCUACCUGACCUUCCUGUUCGUGCGGGAGCCCUUCGAGCGCCUGGCGUCCGCCUACCGCAACAAGCUCGCGCGCCCCUACAGCGCCGACUUCCAGAGGCGCUACGGCGCACGCAUCGUGCAGCGCCUGCGGCCGCGCGCGCUCCCCGUCGCCCGGGCCCGCGGCCACGACGUGCGCUUCGCCGAGUUCUUGGCCUACCUGCUGGACCCGCGCACGCGGCGCGAAGAGCCCUUCAAUGAGCACUGGGAGCGCGCGCAUGCGCUCUGCCACCCGUGCCGCCUCCGCUAUGACGUAGUCGGCAAGUUCGAGACACUGGCGGAGGACGCGGCCUUCGUGCUGGCCCUGGCGGGUGCGCCCGACCUGAGCUUCCCCGCGCCGCCGCGGCCACGGUCGGCCACUGCCUCCCAAGACCUGGCAGCCCGCCUCUUCCGGGACAUCAGCCCCUUUUACCAGCGGCGCCUCUUCGACCUCUACAAGAUGGACUUCCUGCUCUUCAACUACUCUGCUCCCUCCUAUCUGCGGCUGCACUAGAGGUCCGGGAGGCCCUGUGGCCACGCGAGGCAAAUGCCUUUCCAGCAAGACCCCGGAGAAUGCAGAUGCUGCCGGCCCCAGGACCCCUGUUCAAGAGCUACUGCAUGCACUCACCGACCUACAAAUCCUGUCCUGGGUCAGGGAGGGGAGACAGUACACCCCAGGGGAUGGGGACAGGAGUGCAUAGAGCAGCAGCACCCACAGUAGCACAAAGUGGAAACAACCCAGACAUUCACCCGAAAGAGAGUGGACACAUCAUGAAAUGAGAAACGUGAAAAAUGAAGGAAAUACAGUGGUAGCAUCAUCAUCACAUGACUUUUAGCAACUUGCUGUGAAGGGGAAAAAGUUAGAUGGAGUUUGAUACAA
Molecule: messenger RNA, 1637 nt
Organism: Saimiri boliviensis boliviensis (Bolivian squirrel monkey)
Lineage: Eukaryota; Metazoa; Chordata; Mammalia; Primates; Cebidae
Gene: CHST13
Product: carbohydrate sulfotransferase 13
Biological process (GO): proteoglycan biosynthetic process; carbohydrate biosynthetic process
Cellular component (GO): membrane
Molecular function (GO): sulfotransferase activity
Source: RefSeq, a predicted model, not a curated record